ACAAAAUCCAUCCCCAUCAACCUUCCAAAGUAGACAGGGUCCUUUCCUCAAGCCCCCAAGAAACUCUCUUUAAAACUCAUCUCCUUCCCUGCCAAUCUUUCAUCAAAUAUCCCAUUCUUUUUUUCUCUCUAUCAAAUUUGCAAAAUCUUCCCCUCUCCUUCCUUUUCUCUAGAAAUUCCUUUCCGGUGACAUUCGAUACAAUUGGAACGACAAGACCAAGAAGAAUAGCCCUUAGGAUCAAUGGGGAACUACGUUUCUUGCACUUUAUCAACACCACUAGGAAAAUCAUCAAAAUCAACAAAGGUGAUUCUCCCAAGCGGUGAAAUCAGGCAAUUCAAUGAACCCAUCAAAGCCGCUGAGCUCAUGCUUGAAACACCAAACUUCUUCCUCGUAAACUCUCAAUCUCUCAAGCUCGGCCGCAGGUUUUCACCUCUGCAUGCUGAUGAAGACUUAGAGUUCGCCAACGUCUACGUCAUGUUUCCGAUGAAGAGAGUGAACUCUACGGUGACCGCAGGUGACAUGGGAGCUUUGUUUCUUGCUGCAAACUCGGCUGCUAAAAAGGGUUUUGGUGGGGAGGUGAGGAUCUUGCCAGAAGCUGAAGAGGCUAAUUUACGGGAUGUUUCAUUGGAAAAUAUCGAGGAGAAAGAGGCAAUGCCGAAGCUUAACUUGGAUGAUAUUGAAGAGUUUUCAACUCCAGGGUUCAUGCAUAGAUUAUCAAUGUCAAGGUCUAAGAAACCAUUGCUUGAAACCAUAGCUGAAGAGCCUGUUUGUGCCAGAUGAUGGGCUAUGUUGGUCUCUCUUUAUGGUUUCUAGCAGAGAAAAUUAUAACAAAAAUUAUAUAUUUUGGUGGAGAUAGCUAGCAAAUUAGCUAUGGGGUUUCAAUUUGUGGUAUUAUUUGCAAGUUGCAAGCUUUAUGGGGAACUUGUUUUGGGAUCUGAACAGAAAAUCGAAGAUUGGAUGUCCAGAUUUUGAAGAAUGUUUUUGGAUGUGACAGCACAGGGAAAAAGGGUCAUGUUGAUUGUAUAUUCUUUAGAGUUUUGAUUUUGAUUAUUUUCUAUAUUCUAUGUGGGAGUCAUGUGCUGAACAGUGAGCAUCCAUCAUAUCAGAACUUAGAACAGAAAAGGAAAAUUAUAUGUAGGAAACAGAUGUAUGUAGUGCAUGAUUGUUUUAAACUGUUGAUAUAGAAAAGAAAAGUUUGUAUUCUCAG
Molecule: messenger RNA, 1207 nt
Organism: Theobroma umbraticum
Lineage: Eukaryota; Viridiplantae; Streptophyta; Magnoliopsida; Malvales; Malvaceae
Source: RefSeq, a predicted model, not a curated record